CAACGGUCACGUGACACCGCAGCCAUACGUCACGCCCGGUGUCAUGUGACUGCGGCGGCGGCUCGUGACUCGGACGCAGGGUAGCGGAGCGGGACGGACGGCAGCGGCGGAGACUCUCCGUGCUUCCGAAAUGGUAGAAUGACAAUGACACGACCAGCUCUCCUCUGUGUUCUGCUCGCUGUAGCUUCUGCUGCAACUGCCGGCGACGACGAUGGGUGUGUUCCCAGGAACUUUGGUCACGGAUCCGUGGCGUGCGAGUGUAACUCGACCCGCUGCGACUCGCCGGGAGCCGUCGGUUCGCCCCCAGUCGGGCGCUUCCUCACUUUCCUCACCAGCAGGGAGGGCAAGAGGCUGGAGAAGGGACAGGGGUUCGUGCGGAACGGCACCGCGGGGGCAGCCCUGAAGCUCACCGUGGAAGCUUCUCAGAAGUACCAGAGGAUCCGAGGGUUUGGUGGCGCCAUGACAGACGCAGCUGCCAUGAACAUCCUGUCGCUGUCGGUCGGAGCCCAGGACAAGCUGCUGAGGCAGUACUUUUCCCCAGAAGGUGCGGAAUACAACGUGGUCCGGGUUCCCAUGGCCAGCUGCGACUUCUCCACGCGACUGUACACCUACGCUGACACACCGGAGGACUUCCAGCUGCUCAACUUCACACUUGCUCCCGAAGACCUGCAAAUGAAGAUCCCCCUACUUCAGCGUGCCCAGGCCCUGUCCCCCCGCCCGCUGUCUCUCCUGGCUAGUGCCUGGAGCGCUCCUGCCUGGCUGAAGACCAACGGUGCACUUAUUGGCAAAGGCACAUUGAAGGGUGUGGCUGGAGGCAAGGCGCACAAGACCUGGGCGAACUACUACGUGAGAUUCCUGGAUGAGUACAGUAAGCACAACUUGACAUUUUGGGCCAUGACCACUGGGAAUGAGCCCACAGCUGGGAUGAUGACCAACUACAGCUUCCAGGCCCUUGGCUUCACUCCAGAAACACAGCGAGAUUGGGUGUCGCUGGACUUAGGUCCUGCCAUUGCCCUUUCUAAGUAUCCAAAAACUCAGCUCCUCAUCCUUGAUGACCAGAGGCUUCUGUUGCCACACUGGGCCAGAGUGGUGCUGAAUGACAUUCAUGCUGCUCGGUACAUCCAUGGCAUCGGGGUUCACUGGUACUUUGACCGCAUUGCUCCAGCAGAUCUCACUCUGUCCACCACACAUCACCUCUUUCCAGAAUAUUAUCUCUUUGGAACGGAGGCAUGUGCCGGCUGGAUCCCUCUAGAUCGGGGAGUAAAGCUUGGUAGUUGGGACCGGGCAGAAGAGUAUGCCCAUGACAUAACUGAGGAUUUGAACCACUAUGUGACAGGCUGGACUGACUGGAACCUGGCUCUGGACAUGGGUGGGGGUCCCAACUGGGCCAAGAACUUUGCAGACAGCACAAUAAUUGUGGACAAAACCCGUGACAUCUUCUACAAGCAGCCCACCUUCUAUGUUAUGACCCAUUUCAGUAAGUUCUUGCUGGAGGGGUCUCAGCGAGUAGGCGUGUCCUUUAGUGCACACACUGAUUUGGAGGUCACUGCUUUCAUCCGGCCAGAUAAGUCAACGGUGAUGACUGUUUUGAACAGGUCCGAUAGGGACGUGCAGUUUGAGGUGUGGGACCCGGCCACAGGCUACAUCCCCUCCGUCUCUCCUGGACAUUCCAUCCUCACGGUCAUAUGGCAGGCACAAUGAUGGGCUCUGCAACACACAUGUGGCAGGCUAGCAGACCUUCAUGCCUUCAAAGACUGAAGCAUCCAUUUCAAAACUGGAAAAUAAACUUAUGUAGGCCACUCACUUUUCCCCCAGAUUUUUUCCUUUCAUGCUGAUUCCUUGCUCUGAAAUUGACUGGCUUACCAUUAAUAGUAUUUCCUUUUUAAAUUUCACUGUCCUGUAUGAAAUGUACAUAAUUUAUCAUCUUUUGUAAAUGUGUGCCAACUAAUGAAGAUUACAAUAAAUGAGUUCUUGACCUGUGGCCACCUUGGGGGACAUAUGUGUUUGUUAGU
This is a messenger RNA of Scleropages formosus (Asian bonytongue), 2012 nucleotides long. RefSeq names its product glucosylceramidase beta 1 (gene gba1). The transcript is spliced from 11 exons. Gene Ontology annotation, biological process: glucosylceramide catabolic process. Bases 139 to 1701 code for a protein of 520 amino acids. Gene Ontology annotation, molecular function: glucosylceramidase activity. The record is from RefSeq and is a predicted model, not a curated record. Lineage: Eukaryota; Metazoa; Chordata; Actinopteri; Osteoglossiformes; Osteoglossidae.